This is a messenger RNA of Drosophila novamexicana, 1022 nucleotides long. It is a transcript of the gene Hsp27, whose product is annotated as heat shock protein 27. Lineage: Eukaryota; Metazoa; Arthropoda; Insecta; Diptera; Drosophilidae. Gene Ontology annotation, biological process: protein refolding; response to heat. Gene Ontology annotation, molecular function: protein folding chaperone. The transcript has a single exon. The record is from RefSeq and is a predicted model, not a curated record. The coding region runs from base 93 to 728 and encodes 211 amino acids.
CAAUUCGAACCGUUGUUUUAAACGUAUCUGCUGCGCAGAAGCAAACAAAAAAGUUCUAAUUAAAAAAGCAAGCACACAAGCAAAAAAUUAAAAUGUCGAUUGUUCCACUCUUGAGUUUGGCCCGAGAUCUGGAUAGCGCCUACAAUGACUGGGACCAUUUCCUCGACGAUGACUUCGGCUUCGGAGUGCACGCUCACGAGCUAUUCCACCGUCCACGUCUGGUGAUGCCACACCAUCUGCAUCGUCGCCGCUCUCACUUCAUGCCAUACGAGAGAAACCAUCAUCAAUUGGUGCCGGCACGUCGUCGCGGCUCUGUUGGACAGAACGCUCUGCUGCCUGUCGUUGGCAAAGAUGGCUUCCAGGUCUGCAUGGACGUGGCACAGUUCAAGCCCAGCGAGCUGUCCGUUAAGGUGGUGGACAAGACGAUAAUCGUCGAGGGCAAGCACGAAGAGCGCGAGGAUGGCCACGGCAUGAUCCAGCGCCAUUUUGUGCGCAAGUAUACCUUGCCCAAGGACUACGAUGGCAAUGAUGUCGUCUCAACAGUCUCCUCAGAUGGAGUGCUUACACUGAAGGCACCGCCGCCACCCAGCAAGGAGCAGGCUAACAAGGAGCGCAUCGUGCAGAUUCAACAAACAGGCCCUGCUCACUUAAGCGUCAAGGCGCCAGAGGGCGCCGCCGACGGUAAAGGCAAGAGCGAAAAUGGUGAAAAAAUGGAGACUGGCAAAUAGAGGCGCGUGACAGAAAGAAGGAAGCGGAGUGUUGCCACACUGUUCGGAGAGUGCAAGACUUACCACAUUCACACACACACCAUACACAAACACACACAUACCAAAACAUGUACAUCGCAAACUUCAUCGCAUGUUAGCAAUAAGAGAUUUUAAAUGCACCCAUUUGCAAUGUAAGAUUUCCACUUGGUUUACUCUAUAUGUAUUAUGUAUUUUAAAAAUACUAUCCAUGUAAAUUAAUAUUUUUGUAACAUGUAAAGGAACAGCGGCAGCACUCGACUUAUGUAUUUGCAUUUA